GUUCUUGGGUUGACUUGUUAAUAUGUCAUUGGAGAGAUCCAUAGACAAUACUAGGUAGUAGUACGACGGGAGUGUACUCCCCAUGACGAAGAUCCUUCCAGCGAUUCCUUCCCUCGGGGGUCUCCUCACCGGAGUUCGCCGCAGCAGCCGCGCCAUUCCCAAGACCACGCGCGUUCCCGCACUCAGCGCCGCCCUCUUCUUCGCAGCCGCCACUUUCUGGUUCCUCUUCCUUAGCCCCUUCCGACCUUCUCCCACCACCUCAUCAUCCGUCGCCAGUGGCCACUCCUCCGGCAAUGGCGCCGCCGCGUGCGACGCAACCAGGGGUGAGUGGGUCCACGACCCCGUGGGUGCGCGCCCGCACUACACCAACGCGACGUGCGCCUUCAUCCAGGACUACCAGAACUGCAUGAAGCACGGGAAGCCCAGCCUCGAGUUCCUCCAAUGGAGGUGGCACCCCGACGGCGGCGCGGGCUGCGAGCUCCAGCGCUUCGACGCGGAGGCCUUCUUCCGGCUCGUGCGGGGCAGGUCGAUCCUGUUCGUCGGGGACUCGCUGGCCAGCAGCCACGUCACGUCCCUCGUCUGCACCCUCUCGCAGGCGGAGACCCCGACGAGGCGGCACACGGCGGACGGGUUCGAGCACUGGCGCUUCCCGGAGCACGACUUCGCCGUCUCCUUCUUCUGGACGCCGUUCCAGGUCCGGUGGCGCCUCACGCACGGGCCGCCGGCGGCGGUCGGCCCCGACCGGCAAGGGGAGGUGUUUGCCGGGCCGAACGACCUCCACCUCGACGAGCCCGACGACCGGUGGAUGCCUGCGGCCAAGGAGCACGACUACGUGGUCGUGUCCGCGUCGCACUGGUUCGCGCGCCCUGCGGUAUACUACCGCCGCGGCCGCCCCGUCGGCUGCCACGGCUGCGCCGCCGCCGAAACGGACGGCAACAACAACGUCACGGCGCUCCCGCCGGCGUACGCGCAGCGCGCGGCGUUCCGCACCGUGCUCCGGGCGCUCGCGUCGGGGCACCAAGGGUUCAAGGGGACGGCUAUCCUGCGGACGGUGGCGCCGACGCACUACAGUCACGGCGGGUGGUUCGACGGCGGGGAGUGCCCCAGCACGCGGCCGUUCUACCGAAACCAAAUGGCGGAGAUGGCGGAACCAGAGGCCCAGUUCUACGAGGCUCAGGUGGAAGAAUUCAGAGCGGCGGAGGCGACGGCCAACGGCGUCCGUCUCAGGCUGUUGGACGUGGCCGGGAUCAUGCUGCGCCGGCCGGACGGGCACCCGGACCGGUACGGCCACGGCGCCGGCGAGCACGGCGGCUUCGACGUCGACUGCCUGCACUGGUGCUUGCCGGGACCGAUCGACGUGUGGAACCAGCUGCUGCUUCAGAUCAUUGCCAGCUAAACUCCUCUGGGCCAAUUGCUUCAAGGUCUCAUCUUUUAGUAGUACUAGCAAACAAGUUUGUGUAUUCAGUUUUUAGAAACCACUCCGUUCACAUAUUUCCUUAGUUUAUAUUUAUGAAUUGAGGUAAUUGCACCAAAAGCAUAAUAACUUGAACAGUUAUAUUUGCUCCAUAUCGCGAUACUUAUUCCAGGUUGUAUCAUUAUUACUUGAAAACUAACUUUAUUUACUGCUUGAUUAAUAGGUCAAUACGACAGAUUUUAGAAACAAACUAGCCGUAAUUUUGGUGGAUUCACAUUUGAAUGAUGAUAAUAUAAGGAAUCGAGACUUGAAAGAUGAUGAAGAACAAACAUUUGAUCCUACUGAUUGUGUCAUUGUGGAUGGACCUCCUAAAAACAUCAAAACAUCGAAACUAGCGUCAGAAAUUGGAUUCAUCUCGCAAUCAUUGCUUCUGUUACCAUCUGCCAAUCCAACAGACCAGGAAUUAAUAGAUGAACUUUGCCUAUACAUCAGCACAGUUGAUGAUAUCCCUUCACUAGAGUAAGCAACAUUUUUUUUUCAUUUUAUUGUAUUGUUCUAAUAAAUUGCGAUAGCAUACUUGUAAUUGUAGUUGACAUAAUUCUAAUUUUAUAGGACCGAAUGGGUUAAAAGUUCGAGUCCUUAUCCUAUUAGUCUUAAUUUAAGACAAAUAAGUACCAUACUAAAAAUGAAUGAAAAUAUGGAGGUUAGUUGCUUUAAUAUGGCUGUACGGAUACUGGCGUGGCACGACAUCCAGCUUGCUAGGGAUGUCCCAGUCCACUACAUGGAUUUGAACUUCUGUGUAAGUUACUUUAACUACAUAUUAAAUCUAUUUAUAUGUGACUCAUUUGUGGCAUAUACUAAUGUUUAUUAUUAUUAUUUUAGUUGAUGUCUCAAUAUGCACGAGAUCCAAAUCGUAGUGACUAUCCUGACGUUGCUCGGUUGGCUCAGUUGUUUCUUAGCUGGCCUGACAGCAAUGAGUAUCAUAUAUCUGAAUGCAAUAUGAUUUUAUUGCCUUGGGAUAUUGUUGGGUUAUUCCAGUUGUUCAUCUUCGAUCGGCACAAAAAAGUUAUCUCUUUUUUGGACCCGCUUCCAAUACCAUAUUUGGUGAAGACUAUACUUAAAAAUGUGGCCGAUAAUUUUAAUCUUGCCCUCGAAGUUGCAAACCCUGCAUCAAAGGAUGACAUAACUAAAUGGGGUUGCAAGGCUCCCAAAGUUCCAACAAAUCUAGACGAUGCUCUGUCGGGUUAUUUGGUUUUUGAGUUCAUGCAUUCAUGGUACGAUGGAUUGCUACAUUUUCCAGUACCCAUGGUGAGUAUUUACACAUGUUCAUUUGCAUACACUUUGCACAUGUUUUUUUAUAACAAUGUUGUAUAAUGCAUAUAUAGGACGGUUUUCAACUAAGGAAGCGAUUUUUGGUCCACAUCCUGAAGUAUGAAGCAAAUGAAGCUUUAAGCAAUAUCCCAGCCAUUGCACGAAGCCUUAUUGAUCGCAUAAAAAAGUGGACCUUCAAGAAAGAACCGUCAUCAGCGAAUAAAUAGAAGAUACAAUGUUGCUUAGUUAUUUUAUCUGUCACUCAUAUUUCGCCAUGUAUCAAGAAUACAUAGAUGGACCUUCAAGAAGAAACAUAAUACAUAUUGUUGCUUAGUUUUAAUUUUUAAGAAUUUUUACAACUAAUUCUAAAUACAAUUAUGUGAUUGUAAAUUUUAUGUAAGUGUGAAUUGUGUGUUUU
Molecule: messenger RNA, 3143 nt
Organism: Lolium perenne
Lineage: Eukaryota; Viridiplantae; Streptophyta; Magnoliopsida; Poales; Poaceae
Source: RefSeq, a predicted model, not a curated record